GGCCGUCAUGUCGCGGCUCAUUGUCAAGAACAUCCCUUCUUAUGUUACCCCCGACCGCCUCCGCGAGUACUUUCAGCAGAAGGGCGCACCCUCCGGGACGAUCACCGAUGCCAAAGUCGCACAGAAAUCCGACGGCACGUCCCGAAGGUUCGGCUUCAUAGGCUUCAAGACGGACGCGGAGGCGGCAGCUGCGAGGGACUGGUUCGAUAGGACGUUCUUGGACUCCAGCAGGAUCGCUGUUCAGAUCGUUCAGGGCGCUAAAGAUGCUCCUGCGCCGCGGCCGAGCAAACGUCCUCGGCUAGGGCCUUCGCCGGCGGAGCGAGAUACACCGCAAGCGUCGUCAUCUACGCAUGUGAAGGAGAAGGAGCAGGCUAUGAAGACCAAGAACAAGAAGGACCAACAGCUUGAGGAGUUCAUGGAGACAAUGAAGCCUCGAAAGAAGGGCAGGACAUGGGCCAACGAGGAACCCUCUCCGUCGGCACAACCCGACGCUCUGCGUCAUCCGGACAAGAAAUCUCGGUCGACAUCCAAGAACCCCGAGGGCGCAUCGCCGGACAGGAAUGUUGAUCCUACAGGAGCGGACGAUGGUGACCAGGAGAAUGUCGGCAUGUCGGAUAUGGAUUGGCUGAAGAAACACAUGUCGAAGCGCGUGGAGGAAGUUGAGGCUGAAAAGGCGUUCGAGCAGUCUGAUGAAGAGGAUUCCAUGGAUACUCAGGAUAGGAACAAGGAAGCAGAUCAAGCUCCCCUCGAGCCCGAAGACCCGACGCGGCGAACUAUCCUCGAGACGUCUCGGUUAUUUCUGCGCAACCUUGCCUUCACAUGCACGGAAGCCGAUUUGGAAGAGCACUUCAGACGGUUCGGUGCUAUCUCUCAGGUGCACAUCCCACUCGACCAUGCGACAAAGCAAUCCAAGGGUCUCGCUUACAUCAAGUUCGCCAAAGCUCAGGACGCUGUCGAUGCUUACGACGCGCUCGAUAAGACGUCCUUCCAGGGCCGGCUUCUGCAUAUCCUUCCCGCCGUGGAGCGCAAGCCCCCGCCGGAGGUCCAGGAUGCAGAUGGGAAGAAGAAGACGGUGAAACAGGAGAAAGCCGCGCAGCGCAAGGCGAUGGCUGGCAAAGGCUUUAACUGGAGCAUGCUAUACAUGAACAGCGAUGCGGUCGUCUCCUCGAUCGCGGACCGAAUGAACGUCUCCAAAGCAGACAUCCUCAACCCGGAGUCCGAUAACGCCGCCGUCAAGAUGGCUCUCGCCGAGACGCAUGUCAUCUCGGAGACCAAAGCCUACCUGGAAUCGCAGGGCGUCGACUUAGCAUCCUUCGCCCAGCCAGCUCGAUCCGACACGAUCAUCCUCGUCAAGAAUAUCCCUUAUGGCACAUCAGCGGAUGACAUAAGGGCGCUGUUUGAGCCACACGGUGAUCUCACGAGGGUUCUGGUACCGCCCGCGGGAACGAUGGCGGUAGUGGAGUUCGCGCAGCCAGACGAGACGCGGAAGGCCUUCAAAGCGGUGGCGUACAGGAGGAUGGGCAACUCGAUCAUUUACCUCGAGCGAGGCCCGGAAGGGAUGUUCACGGGCAAGGUGCCAUCCGAGGAGGAGGCAAAUGGCGCCCUGGCGAAGGAGCCGGUUCGCAUAGAGGAGCCGGAGGAAGACGCUGCCGGGGAGGAGCUCUCGCUUGCGGCCGGAACAACGCUCUUCGUCAAGAACCUCGCGUUCUCUACGACGUCGGAACGGCUUACCCAGCUCUUGCGCCACUUGCCUUCGUUCGCUUUCGCGCGUGUGCAGACAAAGCCGGAUCCGAAGAAUCCCAACGGGCGCUUGAGCAUGGGUUAUGGCUUCGUCGGUUUCAAAGAUAAGGAAAGCGCAAAGAAGGGUAUGAAGAGUCUCCAGGGAACGGUAGUGGAUGGGCACGCGCUAAGCGUAAAGUGGGCGGGACGUGGUCAGGACGAGAAGGAGGGCAAGGAAGGGGAGGGCAAAGCGAAGGCAAGGACGACGAAGAUGAUUGUGAAGAACGUGCCGUUCGAGGCGACGAAGAAAGAUAUCCGAGAAUUAUUCGGCGCCCACGGGCAACUCAAGUCUGUGCGACUACCCAAGAAGUUCGACCACCGGUCUCGUGGGUUCGCGUUCCUAGAUUUCGUGUCCAGGCACGAAGCAGAGAACGCGUACGAGGCGCUCAAGCAUACACAUUUGCUUGGACGGCACUUGGUGCUCGAGUGGGCGAGCGAGGAGGAUGUCGAUGUCGAGGCACUGAGGAAGAAGGCUGGUGUUGGUUACGGAAGUGGCAAGGAGCUGCCUGGACGGAAAAGGAAGCUCAAUCUGGGCGGGGACGCAGAUGGGGACGAGAUGGAGGAGUGA
Molecule: messenger RNA, 2347 nt
Organism: Punctularia strigosozonata HHB-11173 SS5
Lineage: Eukaryota; Fungi; Basidiomycota; Agaricomycetes; Corticiales; Punctulariaceae
Product: RNA-binding domain-containing protein
Exons: 6
Coding region: 8-2347 (779 amino acids)
Molecular function (GO): RNA binding
Source: RefSeq, a predicted model, not a curated record